Molecule: messenger RNA, 876 nt
Organism: Vigna radiata var. radiata (mung bean)
Lineage: Eukaryota; Viridiplantae; Streptophyta; Magnoliopsida; Fabales; Fabaceae
Exons: 3
Coding region: 65-862 (265 amino acids)
Source: RefSeq, a predicted model, not a curated record
AUCAACUUUUGCUGCUCAAUUCCCUGUUUCUGCAGAUCUACUGGGUGUAGUGACUUUCGGAACAAUGAAUCCUGAAGGUGGCGGCUCAGUUGGAGAAGCUAGCGAAAACAACCAAAAUGAGGAAGGGCUCAUUGAAGAAGGACUUGGUGAGGCAGAAGUGAAUCUCCCUGAACAAGGUGAAAACAACAAUGGUGCUCCUCUUCAUGAAACCCUUAAUGCUGUAGCACUGGAUUCUAACAUGUCCUCUUCAAGCUUCCAUGUUGGAAGCAGCUCGAACACCGCGAACAUUCCAAGAAAAAGAAACAUGUGGAGUUCUGGACAAUUUUACCAGGGUGAAAGUUCAAACAUGGGUCAACAACAGACAGGAGAGCCUAAAAGGCUUGCUACUGAGUCUGGGGUUGGAGCUAACAACAUUAAUGUGAGCCAACCCAAUACAGGAACACCCAUUCCACCACCCAAUACCGGUGCUAACAGAAACGAGAAUACUGAUACUGGGAGAAGAGCUUCUAAUGCUGCACAUCCUCACCAACGCUUACGUUCUGUUCAGCCUACAUCUUUUCCGGGUACUGCUACCACCACUGUGAGCGGUGUAACCGUGAGGACUACCCCUCUCAGCCGCUGUCCUCACCCAAGAGUUGAUAUUAUAAUUCCGUUUUAUGAACAUGGUAGCACUUCAACUAGGGCUCCGCCACAGGGCACACUAGGAAUGAACCAUUAUGCUGCAAGAAGCAGUUCCCGCACUCAGAACAAUCAAACUUCUCAGCAAACACUACCAUCUGCACUUCCACCCAAUAUUAUUUCUCCUGAGAUGAGAGCAAGGCUUCCGACUGAGGUACGCUCAAUGCUUUUACCUUCUUACUAGCCCUAAUUUUUAGU